Messenger RNA from Tarenaya hassleriana, 2972 nucleotides. Its product is annotated as probable LRR receptor-like serine/threonine-protein kinase At5g37450. The transcript is spliced from 20 exons. Gene Ontology annotation, biological process: protein phosphorylation. The record is from RefSeq and is a predicted model, not a curated record. The coding region runs from base 1 to 2841 and encodes 946 amino acids. Gene Ontology annotation, molecular function: protein kinase activity; protein binding; ATP binding. Lineage: Eukaryota; Viridiplantae; Streptophyta; Magnoliopsida; Brassicales; Cleomaceae.
AUGUGGCAUGGAUUACAAGAAAAAAGGAAAAUGGUGGGUGCAAGAAUGUUAAUUCUGGUGGUCUCUUGGUGUUCCUUGUCGCUGCUUAAUGCGCAACAGAUGACGCAUCCAUUGGAUGUGAGUGCUCUGAGGGCGGCUCGCCGCGGCCUGGGGGAUCCCAUGAAUAACCUGGGAGACUGGAAAAACACAGAUCCAUGCUCUUCUAAUUGGACCGGUGUCUUCUGCUUCUCUGAUCCCUCCGAUGGCUACCUUCAUGUUCAAGAAUUGCGGUUGCUGAACAUGAACCUCUCCGGAAGAUUGGCUCCAGAGCUCGGCUAUCUAUCCAAUUUGACCAUUUUGAACUUCAUGUGGAACAACCUCGGCGACCAUGUCCCUGCACAAAUUGGCAACUUGACUCAUCUCAAGUUCUUGCUACUGAGUGGGAAUAAACUGUCAGGGCGUUUGCCGGAAGAGCUGGGUUCUCUCUCGAGCCUCUUAAUCUUUCAAGUUGACUACAACAACAUCUCUGGAGAACUACCUAAGUCACUUGCAAACCUGACUAAACUCAAGCACUUCCAUAUGAAUAACAACUCCAUCAGCGGUCAGAUUCCGCCCGAGUAUUCUGCAUUGUCUGAUCUUCUUCACUUCUUGAUGGACAACAACAACCUAUCUGGGUAUCUUCCCUCAGAGAUGUCUCAGAUGCGUAGCUUAAAAAUCCUGCAACUUGACAACAACAACUUUGUUGGGAAUGGAAUCCCAUCUUCCUAUGGAAGCAUACCGAAUCUCCUGAAAUUGAGUCUCAGGAACUGCAACUUGCAAGGACCAGUUCCUGAUUUGAGCAAGGCACCGUUCCUUUACUACUUAGAUCUCUCCUCCAACAAACUUACAGGAAACAUUCCGACAAACAGGUUCUCUGGCAAUAUCACAACAAUUGAUCUGUCAAACAACAUGCUCGAUGGAUCCAUCCCUUCAAAUUUUUCGGGUCUUCCUCGAUUGCAGAGACUGUCUCUACAGAGCAACAUGUUAAGCGGCGAGAUUCCUUUGCUAUGGCAGAACAGGAUCUUCGAUGCAGAGGCGAAGCUGAUCUUGGACUUGCGAAACAACUUCCUCUCGAAUGUUUCAAGUGGCCUAUUAUUAAGCCCUCCUCCCAACGUCACUAUCAAGCUGUAUGGGAACCCAAUAUGCUCAAGAGCUAAUGAGUCGAACAUAGGAAACCUCUGUGGUAUCUCCAAUAUAGAAAUUGAAAAACCUCCAGGAGGCUCUUCAAAUGAUGACUGCAAACGCCAGUCAUGUCCUAAAGACGAUAACUACGAGUACGUUGUGGGAUCACCAUUCCCAUGCUUCUGUGCACUGCCCAUCCAUGUUGGACUGCGGCUGAGGAGCCCCAGCUUCUCCGAUUUCCGACCUUACCUUCUUCCUUACUUGAUUGACUUGGCUCCCAAGCUCGGCCUGCACCUGUACCAGUUGUUCAUCUCUUCCUUCACAUGGCAGGUCGGCCCCAGGCUUGUCAUCAACUUGACUAUUUUUCCUGAGUACAGUGAUUUCACCAACCGCUUCAACUUCUCUGAGCUUCACCGUCUUGUGGACUUCGUCGCCACUUUUUCUCUGUCUUCCAACGAUGCUUAUGGCCCCUACGAGAUUCUCUAUAUUUCCCUCCUUGGUCCUUACAAAAACUCCUCCUAUCCUAUCAAGACAAUUAAAUCUGGCAUGAGCAAAGGCGCUAAAGUUGGAGCCGCUUUAGGAGCCAUUUCUUUGUUUCUUGCACUAUCCUCGGUUGUUUCACUCCUUGUCAUGAAGGCGAGAAGGAAAGGGAAAGCAAAGGAGGCAUCGAAGAAACAACCAAUUGCCAAGUCCCCAAUCAACAUGGAGAGCGUAAAGGGAUUCAAUUUCGAAGAACUUGAAGCAGCUACAAGCAGUUUCAACGACGGCUCUCAGAUCGGUCGAGGAGGCUAUGGAAAUGUCUACAAAGGCCUUUUACCCGAUGGCACCAUCGUGGCCAUCAAACGCGCACAGCAAGGCUCUCUUCAGGGCCAGAAAGAGUUCUAUACUGAAAUCGAAUUGCUCUCCCGGUUACAUCACCGCAACCUUGUUUCUUUGCUCGGAUACUGCGACGAGGAAGGGGAACAGAUGUUGGUGUAUGAGUUCAUGCCCAAUGGUUCUCUUCAAGAUGCUCUUUCUGCUAGAUUCAGACAACCUCUGAGUUUCGGUAUGAGACUGCACAUUGCAAUGUGCUCAGCCAGGGGCAUUUUAUAUCUGCAUACGGAAGCCGACCCUCCAAUCAUCCACAGAGACAUCAAACCCAGCAACAUUCUUCUGGACGCCAAGUUCAACCCUAAAGUUUCAGAUUUUGGAAUCUCAAAGCUUGUACCAGCGCCAGAUGGAGCUGGAGUGCGUAGAGAUCACGUAACAACGGUCGUGAAAGGAACCCCGGGCUACGUGGAUCCAGAAUAUUUCUUAAGCCACAAGUUAACAGAGAAGAGUGAUGUGUACAGCCUUGGGAUCGUGUUUCUAGAAAUUCUGACAGGAAUGCGCCCCAUCUCACAUGGAAGAAACAUCGUCCGAGAGGUCAGGGAAGCUUGCGAGUCUGGGAUGAUGAUGUCAAUAAUAGACCGGAGCAUGGGUCGGUACACCUGGGAAUGCGGGAAGAGAUUCAUGGAACUAGCGCUCAAGUGUUGUCAGGACAAGCCCGAGGCUCGUCCGACGAUGCUGGAGAUCGUGAGGGAGCUGGAGAAUCUAUACGUGAUGCUUCCCGAUUUGGAGAAGUCUGAUUCGAGCUCCCCCAUCCAAUCCAACAUCUCCUUUUCAGAAUUCACGGGAAGUGAGCUCGUCAGUGGCGUCAUCCCCUCCAUCAGACCCCGCUAAUAUGUUCUGAGACGACUUGGACUGGUUUGUGUUAUGUGGACUCUUGGUUUCUGUUGUUGUUUUUUACUGUAUGAUAUAUCCAACGCUUGUACUGAAGAAGAUACCUUGUGUUGUCUCUGUUCCUCAUUGAC